This is a messenger RNA of Gastrolobium bilobum, 2967 nucleotides long. RefSeq names its product serine/threonine protein phosphatase 2A 57 kDa regulatory subunit B' kappa isoform-like. NCBI's taxonomy places the organism in Eukaryota, Viridiplantae, Streptophyta, Magnoliopsida, Fabales, Fabaceae. The transcript has 2 exons. Gene Ontology annotation, molecular function: protein phosphatase regulator activity. The record is from RefSeq and is a predicted model, not a curated record. Gene Ontology annotation, biological process: signal transduction. Bases 804 to 2375 code for a protein of 523 amino acids. Gene Ontology annotation, cellular component: protein phosphatase type 2A complex.
GGUCUUUAAUGGUUCCUCAAGUGGUUGAGAUUCUUCUAUCUUUUCUUCUAUUUUCAGACCCAGAUCUCGGUUUUUCCCACCCACUAUUGCUGCUUCUGUAAAUUUUUCUAUUUUGUAUUAAUUAUUGGCUUGUUAAUUUCUUUCUAGAACCGGGUCCUUUCCAUUUUAUUUAUUUUAUUUUUUUGCUGUUUUGCUUCUCUGCUUUCUCUUUAAUGGAUUCCAAAAUUUGUUAAAGAAGAGAACUUGUUCUGGGUUUGCAUUUGCCUAGUGCUACAGGGAAUGCCUAGUUUUGUAUUCUGCCAUAGCUUUUGGUACUUAUUUGUUGUUUGUAGUUGAAGAAUUACUAAGAUUCAUCCAAAUGUACUGAACUCUGUAGUAUCCCUUGGCAAAAAUUCAUAAACAAUUGGUAGAUCUGACUGAAUACUGUUCUCAAAGGACAUCCCAAAUACCAUAUUUGAAAUACAUAGGUUUUGACUAUCCUCAAUUCCUUUUACACAUCCCCUUGUCCAAAGAGUAAUGUUUCUCUCUUGAUCUUCUCUCUCUCUGCUUAUAUCCCAUUUAUUGCAUUACUCCUGGUCUCAUAUUCUUUCUUGUACAGGACUUUGUCCAUAUUCUUUCUUUGGUUCUCUGGUAUAAUCUCCAAACUGGUCUUAGUUACACUGUGUAAGCCUCGCACAUAUGCCUUGCUUUCCAUUUUUGCUUUUCUGUUGAAUGAUUAAAUUAACUUGGGCAGAUUGUCUGGUUCAUUGGGAAAUUAACAUAAAGAUUUCCUAGGAUUUGAGCUUUUCCAUCCUGAAAGAGUUAUGCUUUUAAUUGACAGUGUGAUAAGUUGGAUGCAGGUGUUCUCGGCUAGCACCAUGAUAAAGCAAAUUCUUAGGAAAUUGCCGAAGAAGGUGCCAAAGUCUGAAUCAUCAGAUUCUGCAAGGAGUGAAUCUGGCAAUACUACCAGUUUUGGGAAUGUUUUUCAGUGUACAAAUGUUGGAAGUACCAUUUCAAGCAAAUUAAAUGUUGUGAAGCGGGUAUCUUCAGUUGUUUUCCCUGCAAGCUUGAGUGCUGGAGUAGAAGCAGUUGACCCUUGUUUAUCCUUCAAAGAUGUUUCAAAUACACAGAAGCAAAGCCUGUUUAUUAGUAAGUUGAAUCUUUGCUGCAAAGUUUAUGAUAUGAGUGAUCCUGAUAAGAACACAGCAGAGCAAGAUCUGAAACGUCAAACAUUAGUAGAGCUUGUUGAUUUUGUUUCUUCUGGAACUGUAAAGUUCACAGAACCAGCAAUUGCCGCAUUGUGUAAAAUGUGUGCAAUUAAUUUGUUCAGGGUUUUCCCCCCAAAGUUUCGUACGAGUACUGUUGGUGGAGAAACAGAAGAUGAAGAGCCUAUGUUUGAUCCUGCCUGGUCUCACCUGCAAAUUGUUUAUGAUCUACUCCUUCAAUUCAUCAAUUAUAACUCUCUUGAUGUGAAGUUGGCAAAAGUGCAUAUAGAUAAUGCGUUUAUUUUGAAACUACUUGACCUUUUUGAUUCUGAGGACCCUAGAGAGAGAGAUUGCUUGAAAACAAUUCUGCAUAGAAUCUAUGGGAAAUUCAUGGUUCACAGGCCUUUUAUUCGGAAAUCUGUUAGUAAUAUCAUCUACCGGUUUGUCUUCGAGACUGAGCGGCAUAAUGGAAUUGCUGAGCUGUUGGAGAUUUUUGGGAGUGUGAUUAGUGGGUUUGCCUUGCCAUUGAAGGAAGAGCACAAAGUAUUUUUGUGGAAGGCUUUAAUUCCUUUGCACAAGCCUAAAUCUGUUGGUAUUUAUCAUCAGCAGCUAACAUAUUGUGUUGUACAGUUCAUAGAUAAGGAUCAAAAACUGGCUAGCUCUGUGAUAAAGGGACUAUUAAAGUACUGGCCCGUGACAAGUAGCCAAAAGGAGCUAAUGUUCAUAAGUGAGUUGGAAGAGAUUUUGGAAAUGACUAGCAUGGCUGAAUUUCAGAAGAUUAUGGUUCCACUGUUCCGACGGAUGGGUUGCUGCCUUAAUAGUUCUCAUUAUCAGGUGGCCGAAAGAGCUCAUUUGCUAUGGAACAAUGAGCAUAUCCUUAAUCUUAUCACGCACAACCGGCAGGUGAUUCUGCCUCUUGUCUUCUCAGCGCUUGUACAUAACACACAAAACCACUGGAAUCAAGCAGUGCUCAACUUGACUCAGAACAUCAAGAAGAUGCUGUCUCAGAUGGAUGAGGAUCUGGUACUUGCUUGCCAACGCAAGAUUGAGGAAGAAGAUUCAAGGUCAAGUGCUGCAGCUGAGAGGAGAAGAAUAACAUGGGAACGCCUAGAAGCUGCUGCCAGUGACCAAUCUGUAGGUGGUGAUAUUUUAGUUCCAGUAAAAUCUGCUACAUGCUCUGUGGCCUGCUAAUUGGUUUGAGUAAUGAUGUAUGGUUCUAAUUACAUAGUGGUGUGGAUCUUCAGUUUUAUUGGCCAUGUUAAGAUGCCAUUGCCAAUAGGGUAUGCAUAUCACCUAGUAUAUUAUAUACCUUCAAAUUGUGCUGAAGGGUGUUGCUUAGGUUCUUUCACAAAACUGCUGAGUAGUGGGUGAUAUUUUACUUUGUUUGGAGGAAUAGGGGGUGGGGGGUGUUUGUGUGUGUCGGUGGCUUAUUCGUGCAUGCAAUUAUUUGCAGGGUCAGCACCCGUAACCUUCACUCUUUUAUUCAGUUUUCUUACCUCAUGGCCCCCACCUUAGCCCCUUACCUUGCCCAUCUGCAACACUGUGUACCUGAAUGCUGUGUCAUUGCUGGUUUUGCUACACUCAUUGGUUAUAUGCUACGUGGAUGUCUAAGCAUCUCUAUCUUCUCCCACCAAGUGAAAAAUUACGUGUAUGUUCAUUCCUUGAAUUCCUGGUCUAUUUUUACCUGCUCCUGUCAGGUUUUAGUACCUUUUUUUUUGUUUUUCAACGGAUUUUCAGACUAUUAAAAGAUAUAGAAAGAGGGAUGAAUAUAUGGCUAAAAACA